This is a messenger RNA of Orbicella faveolata, 1374 nucleotides long. RefSeq names its product putative E3 ubiquitin-protein ligase DTX2. Gene Ontology annotation, biological process: Notch signaling pathway; protein ubiquitination. The record is from RefSeq and is a predicted model, not a curated record. Gene Ontology annotation, molecular function: zinc ion binding. NCBI's taxonomy places the organism in Eukaryota, Metazoa, Cnidaria, Anthozoa, Scleractinia, Merulinidae.
GCCCCCAUCCUUUUCAUAUGGGGUCCCCCUGUCUAUGUACAGUUACUCUGCUGAAACUUAAUACUUUUCAGUUCCAAGAUGAUUUAACAUAUUUAAUUUAUUUAGCACUUUUUGUUAUCCUUAACUUCCAGAAUGGAAGUUUACAGUGCCCUACUUGCAAAGCAAUUCAUGGUAUUAAGCUUGGCAAUCAACCGACCAGUGGUCGUAUGGACAUACAGCACUCGCACAGAAGCCUUCCUGGCCACCCUGACUGUGGAAUGAUCACGAUUGGACCAGAACAUCCCAAUCCAGGAAGUAGAUUUAAUGCAAGGGGAUUCCCAAGAACUUGCUUUCUUCCUGAUAGCCAAAAAGGAAAAAAGGUUUUAGAGCUUUUAAAGAAAGCUUGGCAGAGGAGGCUCAUUUUCACCAUUGGUACAUCUUCUACAACUGGGGAAGAAGACACGGUGGUUUGGAAUGAGAUUCAUCACAAAACAGAAGCAUUUUCAAACCAUAUGGGUCAUGGCUAUCCUGACCCUAACUAUUUGGACAAUGUCCUUGCUGAGCUGGCAGCACAAGGUGUGGAAUCUGAUGAUGGUUAAGAGGAAAUAUCAGUGAGGAUUCAAAGUCUUAAAAAUUCGAGGGAACUUUAGAGGAAAUUGUGUACUGUAAAUUAAGUUAUUUCAGUAUUUAGCAGCUAUGAAAUGUUCAUAGGAAUAGACUAUAGAGAAGGUGUUUGUGUUUUGUUAAUGGUUUCUAGGAUGGAAACAUUUCUGGGCUUAACUUUUGUCCAUGCAUCUAGGUGCCUUGAUCUUGUAGACUAGAGAGACUACAUCAGUCUAUUGUGACAUAGAGAGUGUAAGCAGAACUCACAUUUUGCUUGCUUUCUAUAACAUCCUAGAGAGAUCUGAAAAUAACAGGCCUCAUUACUUUAAAAAAUAAAAAUAAAUAUCUUAAUUGACCACUCCCCCAAUGGGGCUUGUCCAGGUCAAUGAAAGCAAAUGAUGAAACAAAUAAUUCAAAUGAACAUAACAUGGUUAAAAAUCCCAACUGGGGGGAAGCAGAACAGUUGCCUAUUUCCAAGCAUGACCGAGGAGUUGAACUAGGGUCUAUCAAGAAACAACUCUAGCUUUGUGGUCAGAGGGGGACUUGAACACAAGACCUCUAGAUUUUAAGUCUGGUGCCCUGACCACUCAGCCACGUUGCCUCCUUAAAUUGUCCUUUCAGAUUUAGCAGCCACUUGCUUCCCAUCACUACUUUCAGAGAUUCACAACUGUUCAAGAGUUCAUUACAUUUAAGUAGCUUAAACAUGUGCCACACGUAGGGCCCUGAUCUAUAUUAACAAGGUGAAAAUGUUUUCAAUAAAAUUCAGUCACAGUGAGGAAUCACAACAGAGCA